GCUUCUAUCAAGCACCAGUUAGGGAGAAGGAGGUAUUUCGGUGUGCUGCACCCUUCACACGGGUUUCUGUUCUAGUGUCUGGGGUUAAUCUGUCUUGGUUCGUAAUCCUCAUCAACGUACAUGCACUGUGAUGUCCGCGACGGACUGGUAUGCGCACAAGUCGCUCGAAAACGGCCUGUUUUGGAUCCAGGAGCGUUUUUACGCAUCGGGGAACAGAGCUAACAUCUGGCUGAUUCGCGGAUCUCACCAGGACGUGCUGAUCGACGCUGGCCUCGGCCUCCGCAGUCUGCCAGAGUAUAUUAGCGCUAAAGGCCUGCUGGGAGACGACGCCAAGCGGAAAAAUCCGCUUUUGGCGAUCGGGACGCAUGUGCACUUCGACCACUCGGGCGGCUUGCACCAGUUCCAACAGGUGGGCGUGCACGAGGCCGAGGUCGAUGCCCUGGCCAACGGAGACAACUUCGAGACGGUGACAUGGCUGUCCGACAGAGAGAUCGUGGAGAAUCCGUCUCCGGGCUGGACAGCCAGGCAGUACAGAGUGAAACCGGUGCAGCCCACCCACAUACUACAGGAAGGUGAUGUCAUCAACCUUGGAGACCGGCAGCUGACUGUACUCCACAUGCCAGGUCACUCCAGAGGCAGCAUCUGCCUCCAUGACAAGGACAACAAAAUACUGUUCAGUGGAGACGUGGUCUACGACGGCUCCAUGAUCGACUGGCUGCCCUACAGCGCCGUCGGUGACUACGUGCGCAGCUGCCAGAGGCUGGUCGAGAUGGUGGACAAGGAGGAAGUAGACCAGGUCAUGCCUGGCCACUAUAAUGCCUUCGGGGCCAAGAGGCUUCACCGGCUGGCCUCCACCUACAUCUCCAGUGCGGGAACGUGUCACAAGUUGACAACCUGUGCCGUGAAAUCUGUAGCCAGCCUGGCACUCCGAGCUUCCAACUCCUGCUGUGCCUGUUACUAGAUAUAAGAACUAUAUGCAACAAUAUACAGCACAAAUUCAGCACCGAGCGAUAAGGAUUGGCUGAGAUGAAAGGUGUAAGCGUGGAGGUUGUGUCUGUUGGAUACUCAACUGAAUGGAAUUAAUAAUGAAAAGUUAUUUAUAAGGCGUAGGUAUAAAUUUCCAGGUGUAAAUAUCGUUCAGUGAGUCAGACAGUUGCAUUCAAGUUGCAUCCGAGGCAAAAUCGUCCAUUCCUUUAGAAAUUUCCGUGCGCCUUUGUGUUUAAUGCGUCAGCCUGUAAUGAGUGAUCUGGGCUCUAUUGAUGUAGCUACUGAUGAAGCAUUCUUUCUUAUUACACAUUGUAGCAUAGAUUAUCACUCAUGGUAUUAGAGUUUUGGUAUUAUUGAGCUGCAUUUACUUUUCUUAAUCAAUAACCGAGCACCAGUCAAUAUUUUACCUCAGAUUAAAUGCAAUCUAAAGAGUAAAGCCUUCCAGAUCAACAUUUACAUUUUAGUUACAUUCCUGUAACCAAACAGGCCUGCUUAACCAAAACUACAGAAGAGUUGCUUAGCUCUCGAGUUACAGCCUAACAACGAAGACGUAAGAAUAAGGGUGAGCUGUUCUAGGAAAAUAAUCAAUGACAUGGUGGUGCGAUGCAACGCGGAGUUCUGUGCACCACCCCAGAGUCGGACGUUUUACAACAUCAGCGUUUUAUCUCGAAGUCAGUUUUCCAAAUCUAACAAAAAUAUAUUUUAUAAUAUACAUAUGAUAUAUGUAUUUCUCCCUAAUUUUAGUCUUUAGUUGCACUAAUCAGCUACGAACCAGGAAGGGUGAAGGCUAUCGCACGCUUCUUUGAGACACGUGCCAGCCGACCGCAUCAGUUUUGAACUGCUGCUCAGUGAGGUGGAAUGACAAACUCGGAGGAAGGGCUGUCCGCCCUUUUCCACAUGCACGAGCUCACAGUAGCCUAUGAUUAGCCACUGUCGCUGUGAUUGACAGGGGAGAGAGAGAGUACAACACCAUCCCCUCAGAGACAGCACAGACAUUUUUGCUCUCUUGACUUGUACAGCCAUGAAUGUGGCUUAGGGAAUGUCGGACUGAUGAAUGCUUUUCUGCUGUCCCAGUAUAUUUAUUGAAGAGCGACAGGCCAUACUUCUUUUCUUUUUUUUUCAGUUAUAGUUACUUUCAGUGUUGUGGAACAUCAGUGAGACUUCCUACUAAAGCUUUCCAUUUUAGAAAAGUUUUAAAAAUCUGAAGCUUGACCAUUACAAAAUACAGACACUACGUAAAUGCUAAAUCAAAUUCUCCUCACAGAAAACUUCAUAUCAAAAAUCACACACAUUUGUUCUUUGCAAAUCCACCAUGCAGGUUUGUGUAGAAGAUAUUGAACGUAGCUUUCCAAUAACAGGCAAAUAUUUAUAUAUUUUGUACAUGACAAUAGCCAGAUCGGAUAGAAGUUCAGUAUAUUUAAGAAAAAAGUCAGUUCCCAUGUCUGCUGAUGAUGUCGCUAACACUGCUGUAGUAACCUUUUAGAAUUAGGGAGUGGAAUUUUAUAUAGUGAGUGAAGCGAUGCACACAAUGAAACGCUCUACUACAUAUAAACCCUCUGGGAACGCCUGUUCUACAAUCAAAUUAGCAUAUAGUAAAGCGUGUAGUAGUGUUUGUGCCAUGUGCACUUGAUAAUGUAGCAACAAGCUCACGAUACAGUGACUUCAUAUAUGCAGAAACAUCCAGAGUGCUCAGUGACUCAAUUUGCACUGUAACAUCAGCUUAAAAGGAAAAACUUUCUUGAAUCGAAAGUGAACUGGACAUCUGCUUCAUGUCAGAAGCUUUUCAGUGUCAUAUUUGUAUGUAAUCCAGUUCAGUUAAGUAUCUCACAACUACACAGAACGUCUAGGGGAACUACACCAGUCGUACGCCAUCUUAUACGGUCGGAUAAUCCUGAAAGUGUUGCAAAAAUGGUUAUGAUUCUUUCAAAGGAUUUAAAAAAAAUGUACAGAGUUAAGUGUGAAGUGACGUUGCGGGGGAAAAAAAAAAGUAGAUGUAGCUGAAUAUUAACACAUUUUAUGUACCAGAUGAAUGUAUUUCUGAGCAAGUGCAUACUGUAUAGUGUGAGGAAUAUAAAGCUUGGUGUGCUGAACGGGUGACGAUCUUCCAUCACUGUUUUCCGUCACCCGGUUAACGAUGAAGUUCCUUGUAAAUAGUAAAUGUUUGCUGAAAUCGAGACAGGGUAGAGUUGUUGAGUAUGAAGUCGAGGAAGGUGUGCAGAUCGAUGUGUUGCGUGCCAAAGCGGACCCUGCAUGCGCCAGUUGUAAAGCACAGACAAUUCAAGCGAAUCUUGAGUCGGAAGCUUCAUUAGAUUAUUAUAACAUUGUUUGUGAUUCAUUCAUGUUGAGUUAAUGAUGACUUUUUAGGAUGAUAUCAAUAUAUUCUGUAAUACUUUCUUUUCUUUAUUUUAGUUUCACUUUCCACCUGUGCAUGGUAUGCAUGUGUUUAGACACUGCACUUUAUUUUCCUUCUACGAGCACAAAUGUUUUUCAGUAACACUUUCUAGCAUUUAUAAUGAUCUGUACAUUCAUUCAUACAUUGAUAUAGUUGAAAUGCAUUCAUAAGGCAAGAUUUUAAAUAUGCAAUUUAUUUCUUUAUUAUGUAGAGAAUCAUACAUGCUUACUAUGAAUAAGUAGUGCACAUAAUACGUUGUCCGGGUUUGAGUCCCAUGCAUGCAGGCAGGGAAGCAACCCAGUCACCGAGGGGUUAACUCUCAUCCGCUAUGAAUCUCGGCUUGCUCACUGUAUCGUAUUAUUUUACGAUAGAAAUUCACUACUAUAACAUUUAUUUUCUUUGGCAUUUAUUAUCACUGAUAAUAGAAUGAUAACCAUACUUUUAAUGCAUGAUGUAAAAAUGCAUCCUGCCUAAUGAAUUGGCUAUAAAUUGUAAUACAUUUUCAGAAAUCAUUUUAAAUGCUUAUAAUGCCUUAUGAAUGCAUUCUGUUCAUUCUCUCAUUUGACAGCCUUCAUAGAAAUUGUUAGGCAUUUUUUUCCAGUCUUUGUUCGAAUAAGUCGGUGUGUGUGAGAGCUGGGGAAACAAACUUCCACAUUUACCAUGCAAAUACCUUAUUGACCUCUUUUUACAAACAUACAGUCAACACGCUUCCCGUUCAGCUCAAGUGUUUUGCAAGGAUUAUACGUUUUUUUUUCUUCCUGCCUUUGGUUGAAAACACUGCAGAUCUUUUGUGUGGACAUACAAUGGUAUAAUGACGUGCCAUACGGAGACUGCAUUUUUGUAGUAUUAUACCUCACAUUAACAUAUAUUACAAGGCAUAACUCUAAGAAUGUGUGACAGUUAUGCAUAUGUGUGUAGUGUUCGUGUGUGGUGUUGAUGUUAAUGCUGCUGGAAACCUGUAUAUUUGGACUGUGUUGCUGCUCAGGAAUCCUGUAUAAAACCGUGCGUUUCGAGCAGAGCCUUACUGUACCAACGCUAUGUUUAGUGCCUCUAAGAGUGUUAACACACUGAUGAUACCUCACACUGCUGGAGCUACAGCUGGUGAAAUACACAGGCACCUGGUUAUUAAUAUACAAUAUACUGGCUUUCUAUUCUGAA
Messenger RNA from Hemibagrus wyckioides, 4537 nucleotides. RefSeq names its product metallo-beta-lactamase domain containing 2 (gene mblac2). The record is from RefSeq and is a predicted model, not a curated record. NCBI's taxonomy places the organism in Eukaryota, Metazoa, Chordata, Actinopteri, Siluriformes, Bagridae. The transcript has 2 exons. Bases 131 to 961 code for a protein of 276 amino acids.